This is a messenger RNA of Musa acuminata subsp. malaccensis (wild Malaysian banana), 1942 nucleotides long. Its product is annotated as glucan endo-1,3-beta-glucosidase 8-like. The record is from RefSeq and is a predicted model, not a curated record. Lineage: Eukaryota; Viridiplantae; Streptophyta; Magnoliopsida; Zingiberales; Musaceae. Gene Ontology annotation, cellular component: plasma membrane. Gene Ontology annotation, biological process: carbohydrate metabolic process. Gene Ontology annotation, molecular function: hydrolase activity, hydrolyzing O-glycosyl compounds.
AUGGUGGAUGGCCUCGGGGUGAACUGGGGGACGAUGGCCACCCACCGGUUGCCGCCCAAAACCAUCGCGCAGCUCCUACAAGACAACGGCAUCAAGAAGGUCAAGAUAUUUGACGCGGAUCCGUCCUCCAUGAGCGCAUUGGCCGGGACAGGGAUCGAGGUGAUGAUCGCCAUCCCCAACGACAUGCUCGCGAAGAUGAACGACUACGACGCGGCCAAGCAGUGGGUGAAGAAGAACGUCACCCGCUACAACUUCAACGACGGAGUUGACAUCAAAUACGUAGCAGUUGGUAAUGAACCCUUCUUGAAGUCAUACAACGAUUCCUUCACCAACAUCACCUUCCCGGCGCUGAAGAACAUCCAGAACGCUCUCAACGAAGCAGGAAUAGGAGACGCCAUCAAAGCCACCGUCCCCCUCAACGCUGACGUCUACGACUCACCGGCGAGCAACCCGGUGCCGUCGGCCGGAGACUUCCGAGCUGAUAUCCGUGACCUAAUGGCGCAGAUCGUCGAGUUCUUCAGCCUCAAUGGUGCGCCCUUCACCGUCAACAUAUACCCAUUCCUGAGCCUGUACGGGAACAGCGACUUCCCCAUCGACUUCGCCUUCUUCGACGGCACCAGCGCUCCCGUUGUCGACAACGGGGUGGCGUACACCAACGUGUUCGACGCCAACUUCGACACGCUGGUCUCGGCUCUGAGGAAAGCUGGCUUCGGCGAUCUGCCUAUCGUGGUGGGGGAGGUCGGCUGGCCUACCGACGGCGACGUGAACGCCAAUGUGGCCAUGGCGGAGAGGUUCUUCGGUGGCCUCCUGAAGCGCCUUGCCGCCAAGAGCGGGACGCCGCUACGGCCGAACAUGGAGAUGCAGGUGUACUUGUUCGGCCUCGUCGACGAGGACGCCAAGAGCGUGGCGCCCGGGAACUUCGAGCGCCACUGGGGGCUCUUCACCUACGACGGACGGCCAAAGUUCGCCGUCGAUUUCUCCGGGCAGGGACAGAACGGGAUGCCGGUGGGAGCGAAGGGCGUGCAGUACCUGCCGACGAGGUGGUGUGCGUUGAAUCCGGCCGCCACGGACCUCGGCAAGCUCGCCGACAACGUCAACUUUGCCUGCACGUACGCGGAUUGCACCGCCCUCGGCGGCGGGUGCUCCUGCGAUGCGCUCGACGCUUCAGGGAAAGCUUCGUAUGCCUUCAACGCGUACUUCCAAGCUCAGAGCCAGAACGGGGAGAGCUGCUAUUUCCAAGGACUCGCCAUGGUGACGACGCAGAACAUCUCGCAGGGCUCCUGCAACUUCACGAUUCAGAUCGCAUCUUCCGCCGAGAUGGUUUUGCCACUAUUUUUCAUUCCCCUGUUAAAUAGCCCAAGAUUGGUUUAACUCAGUAGCAUCCUCACUAGAGAGCUAUGUAGCAUAAUCUAGUUUGGAGGAUUAAUCAUGCAGAAGUCCAUUUGCAGAUUUUCAGUGCAGAACAUCUAUUGUAAUGUUAUUUUUCAUAAUCAAUUGCAACAAUUUAACCACUAUAAUUUUUUUCUUUUGACUAAUAUUACUUAUACGACUAGUUAUAUAGUUCUUCUAGUUUAUUUUACUUUUCAAUCUUCUAUAAAUCAACCACUCUUAACUACUGUACUCUAAAUGUUAAUAUAGAAGAUGGCAGAAGUUAUUAAAAUAUGACGAGAAGUCAGUUUCUGGUUUACAUCUUAUGUCUACUCACCAUGACCUUGAAACAAUUUUUAUUCUUUAUGUUGAACUUUAUCCCAUCAUGUGAAAACAGAUCUUCAAUACUAAUUUGUAUAUUAUAUAAUGCCAACAACUAACACACAGUUGCUUUGUUUCUGUGUUCAAUUAGCACUUCAUCAAAUAGAAACAGGAGUCAGUUGGUUGCUGAGUGUUCCCUAAUUUAAAAUUCAAUGUAGAUCCUAAGAACUAAAUCUUAUGAUACUCAAUAUAC